AUGACGCAAUUAUUCGGAUCCAAUUCUCCUCAACCUGCUGAGAAGAGGUCGAACGUGCCUGGACAGAGCCCGAAAUCCUCACCUUCUAACUUCUCCACGUCACAUUUCCCUCAGAGAAUAAAGAACUUCUUCCGUAUCACGAAUAGCGGGCAUAGCUCACCUAGCCACGAAACACAACAGUCGACAAGCCUCCACCCGUUUCGCCAAACGCGUCUCUUCCGUGGUCGUAGUCCCUCUUCAGCCAGCACCGGGGCAGCACUUGAGCCGGUAGACAUAUCACCAACAGCGCAUGCAAAUCCGUAUUUUGCCCACCAAGGGCCCCCAGCAAUCAGACAUCAUCACGAAAACAGUCGACCCCCUUCCCCUCCGGAAACACCUAAGGGAAAUAUCUCCAAUGCGGACGCUAAUGCAAAGAAAGAGGAACUUGCACGUAAACUUCGAAGAGUAGCCUCCGCUCCCAAUGCCCAGGGUCUGUUCAGCGGCGUACCUGGAUCGCCAAGCAGGCCAACAACUACAGAGUCUAAGAACGGACUUUUAACACCGGGGCUUCCACAAGGUUCACCUCCCACUAUUGACCCUGAAGGGGGGUCUCAAGACAAUUACAGUUUACCAGUAGCACCAUUUAAGGAUGAACAACGGUCAAACAAUGCUGCCUUUCGAAGAACGUAUAGCUCGAACUCUAUCAAGGUUAGGAAUGUUGAAGUUGGCCCACAGAGUUUCGAUAAAAUAAAACUUUUGGGUAAAGGUGAUGUGGGAAAGGUGUACCUGGUGCGAGAGAAAAAAUCCGGGAGGUUAUACGCGAUGAAAGUACUUAGCAAAAAGGAAAUGAUCAAGCGAAAUAAGAUAAAAAGAGCACUAGCAGAGCAAGAGAUUCUUGCAACUAGCAAUCACCCGUUCAUUGUAACACUAUACCAUUCUUUCCAAUCCGAUGAGCAUCUUUAUCUUUGUAUGGAAUAUUGUAGCGGUGGGGAAUUUUUCAGAGCUCUACAAACGAGACCAGGGAAAUGUAUACCAGAGGAUGACGCGAGGUUUUAUGCCGGGGAAGUGACGGCCGCGCUUGAAUAUCUACAUUUAAUGGGCUUUAUAUAUCGAGACUUGAAACCGGAAAAUAUUUUGUUACACCAGUCUGGACACAUCAUGCUUUCGGAUUUCGACCUGUCAAAGCAGUCAGACCCCGGCGGUGCCCCAACUAUGAUAAUAUCCCGAGUCGGCACAUCGUCACAUUCGAUGCCGACAAUAGAUACAAAAUCCUGCAUUGCUGAUUUUCGAACUAACUCUUUUGUUGGUACAGAAGAAUAUAUCGCGCCUGAAGUUAUCAAAGGCUGUGGUCACACUAGUGCUGUUGACUGGUGGACUUUGGGGAUCCUAAUAUAUGAAAUGCUCUACGGAACGACUCCCUUCAAGGGUAAGAAUAGGAAUGCAACAUUUGCUAAUAUACUUCGAGAAGAAGUGGGAUUCCCCGAAUCCCCAGGCUCUCCGCAAAUAUCCGGGACUUGCAAAUCUCUUAUAAGGAAACUCCUCGUCAAGGACGAGGUCAAAAGGUUGGGAUCUAGAGCGGGGGCAUCGGAUGUAAAGGCCCAUCCUUUUUUUCGGUCGACUCAGUGGGCAUUGCUUAGGCAUAUGAGGCCACCCAUGAUACCUACCGUCGGGAAGGGGGCAGACGCUGUAAAUUUUCGUCUGGUUAAGGAGAGCGAGAGUGUCGAUAUCAGUGCUUCUCGUGGUACGGGCACAGACCAGGAAGCGGCGACGCCUGGCGAGAAGGGCACUGACCCAUUCGAAGACUUUAAUUCAGUCACACUGCACCAUGAUGGCGACCACGAUCAUCACCACCAUGUAGACACGGGUUUUGAAAAGGAUAGAGGCGGUACUAAUACAUGA
This is a messenger RNA of Orbilia oligospora ATCC 24927, 1878 nucleotides long. RefSeq lists its product as uncharacterized. Gene Ontology annotation, biological process: protein phosphorylation. The record is from RefSeq and is a predicted model, not a curated record. Gene Ontology annotation, cellular component: plasma membrane; nucleus; cytoplasm. Gene Ontology annotation, molecular function: ATP binding; protein serine/threonine kinase activity. The transcript is spliced from 6 exons. Bases 1 to 1878 code for a protein of 625 amino acids. Lineage: Eukaryota; Fungi; Ascomycota; Orbiliomycetes; Orbiliales; Orbiliaceae.